AUGAGCUCUACGAAUCAAAGAGUGGAAACGAAAGCAGUUCACGGUCUUGAAAUCUUGGAUCUGGACGAAAACGAGCGGAUCUGCUUGCCGACAACGUACGCGAGAAAGGAACUUCCAGUUUCAUGUUCAGAUAUAAUCACUGAAGAAGAUCUCAAGGGCUGGCCUCAUUUGUCGGAUGUUCCCUUGUGCCUCAUUCAAGCGGAAGUUGGCCUCAUGAUAGGAGCUAAUGUGCCCGAAGCGAUUAAACCGCUCAAAGUCGUUAGUGGUCCUCCAACGGGUCCGUAUGCCUCCCAGCAUCGAUUGGGUUGGGCUAUAAAUGGACCAUUGAGUAGGAAAAGAGUGGGUGAUGUGAUUCAAUGUAAUCGAACCAAAGUGGAUUUGGAGGAAAUCAAUAUCAAAAUUCGCCACAUGUAUGAUGCGGAGUUUCAAGACUCUGGAUUGGACAGUCGAGGGCCAUCCGUGGAUGAUACGAAAUGGCUCAAAAGGGUAGAAAAUUCCAUCCGAACUGACGAACGAGGGCAUUACGAAAUUGCUCUACCUUUCCGAGACACAACUCCAAGUUUUCCAAACAAUCGCAAGCAAGCUCUUCAACGGCUGGAGAGUAUUGGAAAAAGGAUGCAACGUGAUCAAGAUUACAGGAAAGAUUACUCCGCUUUUAUGCAAACUAUGUUGGAUAGUGACUUUGCCGAACCGGUUCCACUGAGCGAAUUGAAGCCUAAGAUCGGACAGGUGUGGUACAUCAUCCAUCACGCGGUGUAUCACAAAAGGAAAAAGACCAUCAGAAUUGUCUUCAAUUGUUCAUCGAAAUUCAUGGGAAUUUCACUCAACGACACUCUACUACCUGGACCAGAUUUAGUCAACAAUUUGUUAGGCGUGUUGAUCAGAUUCAGAGAGAGGAAGAUUGCCAUUAUGGCAGAUAUAGAGAAAAUGUUUUAUCAGGUAAAGGUUCCUGAAGAAAACUACGACUUCUUGCGAUUCUUAUGGUACCCUGAUGGAGAUUUCACUCGAACCCCGCAUGAAUACCGGCUGAAAGUCCACGUUUUUGGAGCGGUAUCAUCUCCCAGUUGUGCGAGUUUUGCCCUCCAACAGGCAGCUCGGGAUCACGAAGAUAAAGUCAACCGCUCAACAGUCAAGACCAUCAAGGACGGGUUUUAUGUGGAUGAUCUUGUUGUCUCUGUGGACGAGGUUACCAAAGCCAUAACUCUGCUCAAGGAGAUUCGAUUAGUUUGUAGUCAGGCUAGGUUCAAUCUGACCCAGAUCUCCUCAAAUGAUCGAGAAGUCCUAUCAUCUUUCGACAUCAAGGAUCUUGCCCAAAAAUUCCAGCCACUAGAUCUGCAUCAUGAAGAAUUGCCCAUUGAGCGAGCACUAGGUGUGACUUGGAACGUUGAAACCGACACAUUGGGUUUUAAAAUCCAUUAUCAAGAGAAGCCCCACACAAGACGGGGCCUCCUUUCAACCAUCUAUGCUAUAUAUGACCCGUUUGGACAUUUAGGACCCAUCAUCAUGCCAGCAAAGAGAAUACUUCAGGAACUCUGUCGGAGGAAUUGUGGUUGGGACGAACCCCUCCCAAGUGAUCUCAGGGACGUGUGGGUUAAAUGGACGUCCGAACUUUCACUUCUAUUGGACUACACCAUCCCCAGAUGGAUUAAAAUUUCUGACGACGUCAAAUCUGUGCAAGUCCAUGUGUUUUGUGACGGCAGCGAAGUUGGAGGACAGGUUCGACUCAUGCGGUCAGAUAAUGGUACCAACUUUGUUGGAGCUGAACGUGAGAUUCGGGAGACGUUGGAGACCUUGGUACAUGAGGACAUUCGAGAAGAAAUGGUAAAGAUGCAAGUCAAGUGGAUCUUCAACCCCCCUUACGCCCACCAUUUCGGAGGUGUAUGGGAAAGAGAAAUCCUCGACGUGUUCCCUGGUCAGGACAAAAUGGUUCGUCAAGUCAAAGUUAAAUCCGCGGGUGGGACCUACAAGAGGCCCAUAUCUCACCUUGUCAUGUUGCAAGAGAACAACGAAUUGGAUCAAAAAACUCGUCGGAAUUGA
Molecule: messenger RNA, 2037 nt
Organism: Tigriopus californicus
Lineage: Eukaryota; Metazoa; Arthropoda; Copepoda; Harpacticoida; Harpacticidae
Exons: 3
Coding region: 1-2037 (678 amino acids)
Molecular function (GO): nucleic acid binding
Source: RefSeq, a predicted model, not a curated record